Molecule: messenger RNA, 1086 nt
Organism: Limanda limanda (common dab)
Lineage: Eukaryota; Metazoa; Chordata; Actinopteri; Pleuronectiformes; Pleuronectidae
Product: centrosomal protein of 41 kDa-like
Exons: 11
Biological process (GO): protein polyglutamylation; cilium assembly
Cellular component (GO): ciliary basal body
Source: RefSeq, a predicted model, not a curated record
UUGCUCAAACAGGGCAUCGGCAGUGUGCAGUACAUGGAAAGAAGAAUACCGAGAAACCCAAAGUACGAACACAUCAAGACCCGAUUGGAUACAGGAUGCAGCCUUACGAAGCACGCGGAAAGACUGGACGAUAUUAAAAAAAAUUUCAGGUUCCGUGCAGAUGAAGUAUUUAAGCGGUUAAAGCUGUCGUCAUUUGCCCAAUUGAUACUUCAUGAAGCCUCUGGGUCAGACGUCAAUGAAUGUGAGAAUGAUGGUGACUCACACUGCCCAGACGAUGCCCUGUCAGAGAUGUCUGAUGCAGACCUGGAGAGUUUGUCCCAACACAACAACGGUGCCCUACACAUGUCACCACUUUCUGAUCCCCAUGGUGCAGGUGACACCAGGGAGAACUGCUACACUUCCAGGUCAACGCUGCUAAGCGUUGUUAGUGGUGUAGGAGAGCUGAGCCUCGACAUGAAGCGUCACAAGAUGGACAAUGACGCUGACAGGCCCUACCCAGACUGCCCCUACCUGCUGCUGGACGUGCGUGACCUGGAUCAGUACAACCGCUGUCACAUCAUCAGCGCACACAGUUUCCCGAUCGCCCAGCUGUCUCGAACAAUGAACCCCUUCUCCAAAGAAGUGCUGGAAUAUAAAAACGCUGCAGGGAAGAUCAUCAUUGUGUAUGAUGAGGAUGAGAGAAUAGCCAGCCAGGCAGCCACCACCAUGUGUCAGCGAGGAGUCGAGAAUCUGUUUAUGUUGUCUGGAGGUCUCAAGGUAAUCGCUCAGAAAUUUCCAGAGGGGUUGACGACGGGCUCCAUUCCGACCACUUGCCUGUCGUCUCCCACGUCAAAGUGGAAGAAGAGUUCUGUGCAGCAGCAGAUGCAGGCAGCAGAGAUGAGGAGGCCCUUUACAUCAGAUGAGCUGAUUAAGAUCAAGGAGCACCUGGAACAGAUACUCAUCCCAAGUAACAGUAAGACCAAACUAUCCAGCCGCAUGUCAACCCUCAGCUCCCGCUCCAAUACAUCCGGCAGCGGGAGUCGACUGAGUUCCUCUGCAUCUGGAAGGAAUAGUUCCAGGAUUCAAAGCAGUACACCCUGGAAAUAG